Messenger RNA from Paramecium sonneborni, 1457 nucleotides. NCBI's taxonomy places the organism in Eukaryota, Ciliophora, Oligohymenophorea, Peniculida, Parameciidae. The record is from the annotation of a GenBank genome assembly.
AUGGGGAACUGUCAUAAUUGUUUGAAUCAUUAAGCAGAGUAGAUAUAGAUAGUGGUGAAUAAUCCAACAAUAGAGGACAUGCCAUUGAUAUAAGAAUAAUCACCACUUUUAGUUUUGGAUGUAAGAACUUGGUAAAAAGAGACAUAUAGUUUAUAUGAUUAUGAGAAUAACACAUAUAUUCAUUGUUAAUAAAUAUAAGUUAAUGGAAAUAGCUAUUUAACUUGUAAAGCUAACAAAGUUUUAUUUAAUGAAGGUUCAUAUACAACUAAUAGGUAAAUAUCAAGAUCAUCUCUAUAAUUGUAGUGAGAAUAAUGAUGCUGCCCUCUUAUUAAAUUUAGAAUUUGAUAAUGAUAGGAUCUAAUUACUCAAUUUACGUUUUAAUAGAAGAAUGUAAACUAAAGAAUUUGGGGAUGAAUAUUUAAAAGAUGUAAUUCAUUUAAUAUUAUUAUUCUACAAGGAUGGAGAUAAUAAACUCUUAUCUGAAAAUCAGACUCUUCAUGGUGAUAACUAAAUGAGUUUUAACUUUUAAAAGUUACGCACUAAUACUAAUAGACAAUUAAUUUGUGAAAUGUCUAAACCCUCUAAAAUCUGGUUGGUUACUAGAUCUAUUUAAAAUUAUAGUCAUAAUGAAGGAAUAAUAUUAAGAGUAGGAGAUGUAAUAAAAUUAGGAAGAGUUAAACUCAUUGUUAAAGCUAUUUAACUCAAUAAUCAAAUAAAUAAAGAUGAUUCUGAUGAUUAUUCUAUGUGUUCUAUAGUAGAUAAAAAUGAAGAUACAAAAUAAUGUCGUGUAUGUUUAUCUACAGGAGAAACAUUAAUUAAUCCUCUUAUUGAUCCAUGUAAAUGUUGCGGUAGUACUAAAUAUAUUCAUAUUAAAUGUUUAUUAAAAUGGUAUUAUACUAUUCAUUUCAUUCUUUAGGAUACAAUCAAGUUCUCAUUUUAAUUGUAAUCUAUAUUGUACUAGAUUUAUCUGGAAAUCUUUAGAAUGUGAAAUUUGUAAAUACUAAUUUCAACCUAUUUUUGAAAGAAAUAAUAGAACUUAUAAUCUUAUUGAAUUAAGUAUACCAAAAGAACCAUAUAUUAUGAUGGAAUUUUAAUAAAAAAAAUCUGAUAAUCCCUCUCAUAAUAAUGAUAAAAAUGGAGUUUAUAUAAUUAAUUUUGGCAUCAAAAAAGAAUUAAGAAUUGGUAGAAAUCAUGAAGUUGAAAUCAGUAUUGCUGAUAUUAGUGUUAGUCGAGAACAUGCAUAACUUAAAUUAAUUGGUGAUAAAAUUGUUUUAUCAGAUAAAAAAUCUAAAUUUGGCACUCUCGUUUUAUUAAAAAAUAAUAUUACUCUCUUACCUUUAUUAUCUGGUUUAGAGAUACAAAUUAAAAGAACUCUUAUCAAAAUUAAUAAUAAUUAAAAUACUCAAUUAAUUUAAAAAUCAACAGAUUUUGAAUAACUUUUAGGAAGAAUAGAUUGA